Caenorhabditis auriculariae is the source of this 349-nucleotide messenger RNA. NCBI's taxonomy places the organism in Eukaryota, Metazoa, Nematoda, Chromadorea, Rhabditida, Rhabditidae. The record is from the annotation of a GenBank genome assembly.
GUCUCUAAACUAUGGCGGGUAUUGGACUACCGAAAGUGCUAAAGUUGAAAAAAAGGUUAAUUUUCAUUCAAAAAACUUUUUCGCAAUCACUUUUUACAAUUUUUGAUUCUUUUCACAAAAAAAAAUUUAGACUCGUUAGGGAGGCACGAGCGGCUCGUGUGAAGGUAACGCAAAAUUUUCGUCUCUACAGUCAAGCAUAAAUCCGUGAUUUUCGACGCAACGGUCAAGAAGGAAAUAGAAGGUUUUUAUCUAUACAAUUUUUCAAUAACUGGUUCAUUUCAUUAAAAGAAAAAGUAUUGAAUUUUUUUCAGCUCAUUCGAACAAGACAUUGUUGUGGCCAGCCGGAUAA